Molecule: messenger RNA, 3952 nt
Organism: Canis lupus familiaris (dog)
Lineage: Eukaryota; Metazoa; Chordata; Mammalia; Carnivora; Canidae
Gene: SLC16A14
Product: solute carrier family 16 member 14
Exons: 5
Coding region: 132-1586 (484 amino acids)
Biological process (GO): monocarboxylic acid transport; transmembrane transport
Molecular function (GO): monocarboxylic acid transmembrane transporter activity
Source: RefSeq, a predicted model, not a curated record
UGGGCCCCCCGGCCGCGGCUCCGGACGGACGGCCGCUCGGGGGGCGCCGAGGACACCGGCGGGGGCGGGCAUCGGGGCCGGCAGCCCGGUGAGGCCGCAGCCCCGCGCCGCGCGGGCGAAAAUCUUGGAAAAUGUAUACAAGUCAUGAAGACAUUGGGUAUGAUUUUGAAGAUGACCCCAAAGAUAAGAAGACACUUAAGUCCCAUCCAAACAUUGACAGUGGAUGGGCUUGGAUGGUGGUUCUUUCCUCCUUCUUUGUGCACAUCCUCAUUAUGGGCUCCCAGAUGGCCCUGGGAGUCCUCAACGUGGAAUGGCUUGAAGAGUUCCAUCAGAGCCGUGGCCUGACUGCAUGGGUCAGCUCCCUCAGCAUGGGCAUCACUUUGAUUGUGGGACCUUUCAUUGGCUUGUUUAUCAACACCUGUGGGUGUCGCGGGACUGCCAUCAUCGGAGGGCUGGUGAACUCACUGGGCUGGGUACUGAGCGCCUAUGCCGCAAACGUGCACUAUCUCUUUAUUACCUUUGGAGUGACAGCUGGCUUGGGCAGCGGGAUGGCCUACCUGCCGGCCGUGGUCAUGGUGGGCAGGUACUUCCAGAAGAGACGCGCGCUGGCGCAGGGCCUCAGCACCACCGGGACGGGGUUCGGCACGUUCCUCAUGACGCUGCUGCUCAAGCACCUGUGCGCGGAGUACGGCUGGCGCGACGCGAUGUUCAUCCAGGGCGCCGUGUCCUUGAACCUGUGCGUGUGCGGCGCGCUCCUGAGGCCCCUGGCGGCGCGCGGGGACCCCGAGGGCCCGGGCGGGGAGGCGCCGGCUCGCCCGCCGGGACCGGGGCCGGGGCCGGGGCCGGGGGCCGCGGGGCCCGAGGAGCAGGCGGGGGAGCCCCGGGGCGCCCUCGGGGUCCUCAAGACGGCCGGCCGGCUGGGCAGGAGGGUCCGCAAGGGCUUCCGCGACUGGUCCUCGGGCUACUUCGGGACCGCCUCGCUCUUCACCAACCGGAGGUUUGUCGCCUUCAUUCUCUGGGCUUUGUUCGCCUACAGCAGCUUUGUCAUCCCCUUCAUCCACCUCCCGGAGAUAGUCCAUUUGUACCGCUUGUCCGAGCAAAACGACGUGUUCCCUCUGACCUCCAUCAUAGCCAUAGUGCACAUCCUCGCAAAAGUGAUCCUGGGCGUCGUGGCCGACCUGCCCUGCAUCCGCGUGUGGAACGUCUUCCUGAUGGCCAACUUCACCCUCGUCCUCAGCAUCUUCAUUCUGCCCCUGAUGCACACCUACGCCGGCCUGGCCGUCAUCUGCGCCCUGAUCGGCUUCUCCAGCGGCUAUUUCUCCCUGAUGCCCGUGGUGACCGAAGACCUGGUGGGGAUCGAGCACCUGGCCAACGCCUACGGCAUCAUCAUCUGUGCCAACGGCAUCUCGGCGCUGCUGGGACCACCCUUCGCAGGCUGGAUCUAUGACAUCACAGAAAAAUACGAUUUUUCCUUUUAUAUAUGUGGCUUACUCUACAUGGUAGGAAUACUCUUUUUACUCAUUCAGCCAUGUAUUCAAAUGAUAGAACAAUCCAGAAAAAAAUACCUGGAUGGUGCCCACGUUUAGCGUCCUGUUGUGUUUCCUGGAAGAUUUCUUUGUGGUACUCAUGCCUACCUCACAUGGUUGCUGUGAGGAGCCUGUGACGUUGUGGGGAAGCGCUCUGUAUGGUUGCUGGCACUGUCACUUGUAAAUGCCAUGGUCAUGACUUCAUCUGAAAGCUUCACUGCCUCUCGGGUUGGGAAGAAGCAAUGCGCGCAAGGUAUGUAAGACUUACCUGCUUUUUAGAGAUGACAAUGUCCUUCGAAGACGGCCUGUUAAAUAAUUGGUAGAAAUGCCCUUACAGAAACUAUUCCAUCAUCACCCACUGGGCCUAAUAAGCUUUUAGAUACAGCUUUUGAAAAACAAAGAUGAGGAAUAAAAUCUUUUCAACUCGACUACUCCUUGUACGGUGGAAAUAAAUUAUCGAAGUGCUUCUGGAAAGCUUAUAGGUGAAUGGGUUUCAAGCACAAGAAUACGACGAGGCUUCAGAACGUGUUACAGGUCACUGUUGAUCUAGUAGUCAAAAGCAAAGGUAGGCUCUAAUUUCAAAGGUAAUACAUUUAGUACAAUUAAAGAAACACAGUUUAUAUUUUUAUGGAAGAAUUUUGCAGCAAGGGAGCACAGGUUUUCAAUCUUCCUCUAAGAAAAGCACCUAUCAUCCAUCCUAAUUUAGUAUUAUUUAGUGAUUAACUGAAUCCUAAGACAAAACCUAGAUAAAUAAUAAUGACUUCCUUAGCAAAAAGCCGUAUCUGUCACGCAAACAUGGAAUCAAGGGCUAUGGUUCGAGCACUUUUACUCAUAUCAUUGGCCUCUUCAUUUACAAGCAUGAUCUGGAGUUUAUGAGAAUUUUUUUUCUGAGUUUCUCCCGCCCACUAAAUAAAACAGAGAAGCAACUACUGGCUGAUAUAUAAAGUUGGCAGUUAAAUCAUCUGGAAAGUGUGUUACUAAUCCAAAACGAGCGACUCUCAAGUUGCGAGGGUAAUAAACGGAACGAACUUGGUCUACACGUCUGUGCACUUGACGCUGGAGUGGUGGUGACCCUUGGUCCUUCUCUGGGGCCUCUUGUUAUAGAGACAGUUCAUCUGCCUGAGCUCGACACGCUUUUAAAAAUUGUUCUGUUCAUUGAUUUCAUAUGCAAGAUAACUGUAAUCCAUGACAUCAAGUAACGCUCUUCCUUUAUCCGAGAUCUCUAUUUUUCUAAGCCAAUUUUCCAACUGCAGCGUGUUCUCCCCCAGAAUCAUUUCUGAAAUCUCGGGCUGCCUUACUUAAUUACACAUAUUUUAGAACCAUUUCAAUUUCUACUCACAAUUUGCUCCUCCCACACAUACAAAUCCUUUAAUGCCAUUGCCAGUGUCUGGGGUCAAACGCAUCUAAAGUGAGCACAGACCAUUCUCAAUUAUCCUUGGUUAUUAGAGGCAGGAAUUGUACCAGCAAUUGGCAUCACCGAGUGUUACCCCAAGCUUGAUUUUCACCAACAGUUUCAGACUUUCCCUCCACCGAGUGCUUCAGAGUUGUUAACAAGUUUCCUUCGUGUUCCAUCUCCAUUAUUUCCUGUUUUAACGUCUAGUGGGAGGGGUUGUAUAAUCAAAGGGACCACCAAAAUCACAAUAUUAAUAAAAGGCAGCUAAUGGAAAGGAGAAACAAAAGCAUGGUUAGUAUACGCACUCAAUAUUACCUCUAAUGACUCAAGAAUCGCCUGUAAAUUGUUAUAGAUAAUAAAUUGCAUGUCAUCCUCCAUUUGGUUCAACACGACGACCUAUUUGUUAUCAUUACAGCUUUGGCUGCUGUUUUAGAAUCCAGCUGUCUAUUUUGAUCAAGGUAUUCCUAAAUCCUGAGGCAAUGCUCUAUCUCUCUCUCUAGAUAUUUACAGUAAAAUCAGAUAAUUAGACUGAAAAAAAACACAUGACUACAUGACUUCCAUUACUUCCAUUUUCAGACAACACCGAAUUAAGUAUUUUGAAUGGUGCUAUAGCCAAUGCGUUUUGAUGCUCGCGCUGCUGGCUGUGCAUCAUGAACAGGAUCUUUUUAUCCAGUUACACGGCUUUCGUUAUACCCAAGUUAGAUCGGCUCAUGUGCAGUUUAUACAGGUGUUCACUGACUCUCUGCAUUUAUGGAAUGGUGAUUUCUACCAAAUCAGAAGUUCCUAUUUUACAAAAACAAUAAAACCUGCUUGCAAUAUUCAUGUUGAUAAGAGAAUAAAAGAGAAUGCUAUGAAGAAUCACAGCAAAUAAAUGAAUACUUCUCGUUUAAACUAUGUUAUUCCUUACAGUUCUUUGACAAUAUUAUAAAGGGUUAAUUGUAUAUUUAUACCAUGUGUUUAUAGUGUGGCCCUCACAUACCCAACUAAUUUUUAUUUACAUAUGAUGAAAUAAAUUUUGUCCUCUUUAAAGAUG